Lizanozyma spartinae is the source of this 591-nucleotide messenger RNA. RefSeq names its product mitochondrial 54S ribosomal protein bL32m. Lineage: Eukaryota; Fungi; Ascomycota; Pichiomycetes; Serinales; Debaryomycetaceae. Gene Ontology annotation, cellular component: mitochondrial large ribosomal subunit. Bases 1 to 591 code for a protein of 196 amino acids. Gene Ontology annotation, molecular function: structural constituent of ribosome. The transcript has a single exon. Gene Ontology annotation, biological process: translation. The record is from RefSeq and is a predicted model, not a curated record.
AUGUCAUUGUUCUUGACUGGAUUCAGAUUUGGAGCUGCGGUUCCCGCUGUUGCUGAAGUUUUGGCAGGCUUGAUUCCCCGUAUUCCCACCGUUGGCCUUCGCAUUGAUUUGAGAUCUCAAACUGAAGGAGACCAAAGAUUAAGGGAAUUAAAAGAACAAAUUGAAGCCAAUGAAGGUGAAUCUCCUUUUAUGAUAGAUAAUGGAACCAUAUUAAAGGCUGUACCCAAAAAGAAGCCUUCAUAUCGCAAAACCAGAACCAAGUUUUUGGCAUCCGGAGAUAAAAAGAUCAAACCUUUGGAAAACAUCGUGAGAUGCCCUGCUUGUGGUCACGUCAAGAGAUCUCAUUUCAUGUGCAUGAACUGUUUUGGUGAAAUCAAGACAUUCUUGAAAGCUAAGAAGAGGGAGCUUUUGGGUGAGAUUGAAGUGAAAUCUCCAUUUGAAACAAUGGAUGAUAUCGACAAGAGAAUAGUGUAUACUUCUAAGAAGGAUAAUGAGCCUUUGGAAAUGAAGGAUAAGAGUUCAUGGAUUCCUCAAAGAGAGCAACCUAUGAUUUAUUCAAAAGACCACCUAAGAAAGCCAAAGAGAAAGUAA